AUGGCGCUUCGCUGGGGCAUCGUGUCCGUUGGCCUCAUAUCCAGCGACUUCACGAAGGUGCUGCAUAUGUUGCCUCGCUCGGAGCAUCAGGUGGUGGCAGUGGCGGCCCGCGACCUAAGCCGAGCGCAGGAGUUUGCCCAGAAACAUGACAUCCCCAAAGCUUACGGCUCCUAUGAGGAACUUGCCAAGGACCCGAAAGUGGAGGUGGCGUACAUUGGCACCCAACAUCCGCAACACAAGGCUGCCGUGAUGUCCUGCCUGGCAGCAGGCAAGGCCGUCCUCUGCGAGAAACCUAUGGGCGUGAAUGCUGCAGAAGUGCGGGAAAUGGUUGCGGAGGCUCGCUCCAGAGGCCUCUUCCUUAUGGAGGCCAUCUGGACACGCUUUUUUCCUGCCUAUGAUGCUCUGAGGACUGCCCUGGCCCAGGGAGCUCUGGGGGACCUUCGAGUGGCACGGGCGGAAUUUGGGAAUGACCUCACCCAUGUACCCCGGGCCUUAGACUGGGCACAGGCUGGUGGAGGUCUGCUGGACAUCGGCAUCUACUGCCUCCAGUUCAUCUCCAUGGUCUUCGGCAGGCAGAGGCCUGAGAAGAUUUCAGCCAUGGGAAGGCGCCAUGAAACUGGUGUGGAUGACACGGUCACUGUGCUACUGCAGUACCCAGGAGGGGUCCACGGAAGCUUCACCUGCAGCAUCACUGCCCAGCUAUCCAACACAGCCUCUGUGAGCGGCACUAAGGGCAUGGCCCAGAUCCUGGAUCCCUGCUGGUGCCCAACAGAGCUGGUGGUGAAGGGGGUGCAUAAGGAGUUCCCGCUGCCCCCCACUGCGGAUAAGUUCAAUUUUACAAACGGGACAGGCAUGAGUUAUGAGGCCAAGCAUGUCCUGGAAUGCCUGCGCAAGGGCUUGAAGGAGAGUCCUGUGAUCCCCCUGGCGGAAAGUGAGCUCCUGGCUGACAUCCUUGAAGAAGUGAGGAAAGUCAUUGGAGUCACCUUCCCCCAAGACAAACACUGA
Molecule: messenger RNA, 1005 nt
Organism: Chrysochloris asiatica (Cape golden mole)
Lineage: Eukaryota; Metazoa; Chordata; Mammalia; Afrosoricida; Chrysochloridae
Gene: DHDH
Product: dihydrodiol dehydrogenase (dimeric)
Exons: 7
Coding region: 1-1005 (334 amino acids)
Biological process (GO): D-xylose catabolic process
Molecular function (GO): D-xylose 1-dehydrogenase (NADP+) activity; nucleotide binding
Source: RefSeq, a predicted model, not a curated record